Molecule: messenger RNA, 1200 nt
Organism: Phycodurus eques (leafy seadragon)
Lineage: Eukaryota; Metazoa; Chordata; Actinopteri; Syngnathiformes; Syngnathidae
Gene: alyref
Product: Aly/REF export factor
Exons: 6
Coding region: 130-945 (271 amino acids)
Biological process (GO): mRNA export from nucleus
Cellular component (GO): nucleus
Molecular function (GO): mRNA binding
Source: RefSeq, a predicted model, not a curated record
GCGUUAAACUAAGCCAACCAGUUGGCUUCAGUUGCGGGAAGAUAGACAAGCAAGUCUAGCAAGUUUAGGGAGUACCUUUUUAAAAAAACAUUAUUUUGUCAACAGCUUAACCUUUUUGGAGAAAGCAUUAUGACCGACAAAAUGGAUAUGUCUUUAGACGACAUUAUCAAACAGAACAGGCAGCAGCAUAGAGGUGGCGGCAGGGGUGGAAGAGGCCGAGGCCGCGGAGGCCCUGGCGGCGGCCGAGGAGGAGGCGCUGGGCGCCCCGGAGGAAUGAGCGGCGGAGGAUUUGGAGGCCGAGGCGCAGGAUCCGGCCCCAUGAGGAACCGUCAAUACACGAACCGCGCUAGAGGCAGACCGACGCCAUACAACAGGCCCAAACAGCUUCCAGAUAAAUGGCAACACGACAUGUUCGACAACGGCUUCAGUGGAUUCAACGGAACAGCUGGUGGCGGCGCUGGUGUAGAAACCGGAGGGAAGCUCCUAGUCUCCAAUCUUGAUUUUGGUGUUUCUGAUGCAGAUAUUCAGGAACUUUUUGCUGAGUUUGGGACACUGAAAAAGGCUGCAGUCCAUUAUGAUCGUUCAGGAAGAAGCCUAGGAACAGCAGAUGUCCACUUUGAAAGAAGGGCAGAUGCGCUGAAGGCCAUGAAACAGUACAAUGGCAUCCCACUGGAUGGGAGGCCCAUGAACAUACAGCUUGUCACAUCACAGAUUGAUACACAGAGGCGGCCAAUGCAGGGGAUGAACAGAGGCGGUGGAAUGAACAGGAAUCGCGGGGGCGGCUUUGGGGGCAUGCAGAGAGGAGGCCGCAUUGGAGGUCGUGGCGCAGGCGGCUUCAGAGGACGGGGUCGAGGUGGCCGAGGGGGGAGUAGCAAACAGCAGCUUUCAGCAGAAGAACUUGAUGCCCAGUUAGACGCCUACAAUGCAAGAAUGGACACCAGCUAAGAAGUGUUGCUGUUCUCCGUCAUUCUUUCUUGUUCUACACAGAAGGAUGCUUGUUACAGUAGUGCAAAUUGUUUUACACAUGGUUGUCCUAAUGUGAUUGAUUGUUGCUCCAGCCUCUUAACUGCUCUAAAGUGUUUUUUACUUUUUUCCCCCCUUUUUGACAAAAAAAAUUGUCUGUAGGUUGAAAGUUGGAAAGUCCAUUCCUCAAAACUUGUAGUAAAUGAAACUUCUAAUAAAACCUGCAGUGUAUAUUAA